CCGAUAACCUCAAUAAUAACAACCUUAGAUUGUUACCACAACCACCGGUCAAGGUUAUUUGAAAGGAAAUCACAAGAUACCUUUUUCGAUCUAUUUAUCUGUUGUGCAGAACUAGAACAGAAGUGUAAUUCAUUGAUCUUACAUUUUUACAGAUAUGGCACAAGCUGGACGUGUAAUCAUAUAUGGAGGUAGAGGAGCUCUUGGUGCUAAAUGUGUCUCUCAGUUUAAAGCAAAUAACUUUUGGGUUGGGUCGAUCGAUAUGGCUGAAAACCCAGAAGCAGAUGUUAAUAUUUUGGUGAAAAAGGAUGAAAACCUACAACAACAGGAGAGUUCUAUUCUUGAUUCAGUAAAUUCAGCACUGAAUGGGUCAAAACUUGAUGGUAUUUUCUGUGUAGCAGGAGGAUGGGCUGGAGGAAAUGCAGCAAAAGAUCUGGUAAAAAAUGCUGAGCUCAUGUGGCAACAAAGUGUUUGCAGUUCACUGAUCACCGCCAGCAUAGCUGCAAAACAUUUGAAAGAUGGUGGAGUUGUUCAAUUUACAGGAGCAAAGGCUGCUUUGGAAGGAACACCAGGCAAAUAUAUUUUCCUUUACUAUUUUGCUACAGUUCAUCAUCUAACAAAAUCUUUAUCUCUGAAGGAUAGUGGUCUUCCUGAGGGAGCCUAUGCAGUUGCAGUACUGCCUAUUACAUUAGACACUCCAAUGAACAGAAAAUGGAUGCCAAAAGCAGAUUUUUCAUCUUGGACAUCUCUUGAGUUUGUAUCUCAGUUAUUCUUGGAUUGGGCAUCCGGAAAAAAUCUUCCAGAAAAUGGUAGCCUGCUCCAAUUGGUAACUAAAAACAACCAGACCGAGGUUGUUCCAUCUUGAAAUGCUAAGAAGACGUGAUUGAAAACAAAAUGACUCGAACAAAAUAGAAUCUUUAUAACAUUAAACAAAUCUACAUAUAUGUUGCAUGUUGGGAAAUGUUAUGGACAUAUAUAUCUCUCUGUACAUUAUGAUUUUUAUAUCAAUAUAUUUUUUGUUAUUUGAUGUUGAUAAACUGAUUUAUCAA
Leptinotarsa decemlineata (Colorado potato beetle) is the source of this 1046-nucleotide messenger RNA. It is a transcript of the gene Dhpr, whose product is annotated as Dihydropteridine reductase. Gene Ontology annotation, molecular function: NADPH binding; 6,7-dihydropteridine reductase activity; NADH binding. The record is from RefSeq and is a predicted model, not a curated record. Gene Ontology annotation, biological process: tetrahydrobiopterin biosynthetic process; L-phenylalanine catabolic process. Gene Ontology annotation, cellular component: cytoplasm. NCBI's taxonomy places the organism in Eukaryota, Metazoa, Arthropoda, Insecta, Coleoptera, Chrysomelidae.